Molecule: messenger RNA, 1596 nt
Organism: Ramularia collo-cygni
Lineage: Eukaryota; Fungi; Ascomycota; Dothideomycetes; Mycosphaerellales; Mycosphaerellaceae
Exons: 3
Coding region: 1-1596 (531 amino acids)
Source: RefSeq, a predicted model, not a curated record
AUGCCUCCACUGCCACUUAUUCAAUACGCCGAACGAUGCGAGGACGCAGCUUCUGGACUUCAUCGCUUUAGUGACAAUCUUUCACAAAAUGCCUCGAGUAUUGCUACCAUUGUCAGCGAGUUCUUUGCCAUUAGCGCAGUGCUUCGGCGAAUUCAUGGCGAAGAGGGCAACAGAAACCAUGGCUCGUCGUUUUACCAGGUUCAUGAGGAUCUGGGAAUGGCCUUGCGCUCACUUCGGUGCACCUUGGAUGACAUAUUCGAGCUGUUCGUCAAGGUUCAAGAUCGGCCCGAGCAUAUCGUCUGGGCAGAAGCAAAUUAUCGACUGGAGUUGGAGGCAUCGUUCUCGUUGGCGAUGCGAUUGAAGCUGUACCACGAUCACCUUGAUGCUCAGCUCAGGAUAGUCGAACGCAGAGCAACGGCAAACCCGGAGCCACUGAGGCGGUCCCUACAUGCGCUUUUGGAAGCCCAAGAACGUGCGCGCCACCAUCAUAUCCCGGAUGCACCUCRUCCACGACCGCGUCGUCCACCAGGUCCUCCCCUGUACAAUCCAGACACUCCGGUGUCUCCAUCUGUCUACUCUGGUGAAUGGGAUACCGAGUACUUGAAUCGACCUCGUGGUCCGGCUCCUGAACCACCAUUGCCAUUGUCGCCGACAUACACUUCCAAUUCGUCGCAUACUAUGGGGUCUAGUCAUACCUCUUAUUCAGGCGGUGUAUACCUCCCGCAAUCUCCCUCUGUUCCUACUCAUUGGUCGCUUCGUGUGUUUGAUGGACGACAUCCGACCACAGUAUAUCAACCAGAAUUCCGAUCCAACGAGCGAUCAGUCUGCUGCGGUAGGCCCGAGCCGGACGCUCUUCAAAAUCUUGCCCUUGAUGGAUUCCUACCAGCUCUGCGAGUGGACUUUCAAGGAGAUAACCUCAGCGUUCGACUCUACUGGCGACCGACUGACCAUCGUGCCAGAAUCCUGUUCGCUGUAAAGGACGCUUUUGGAAAUCUGGUCCAUUACUGCCAGCCUUUGACCAACUUGAAGAUUAUUCGGAAUAAGUCCAGUCUUCAGCUGUGCCGUGCCCGCCAUGAUGGUCAAUAUACACUUUGGGCGCAGCUGAAUUUCUACUUCCACGAGCGAAUGGUUCUCUUUUACUCGACAUUCGUCGCUAUGAAAAGGCAGGAUCGCACAGGUGCCAUUCAUCCUCAGCUUAUCGACGACUUCGAAUUGGAGAAUGAGGAAGGGGAGGAAUGUCAGUUCUCCGGUCAAAUCAAACACGAUGGUAUGCUGCACGCUAUUCGGAUAUUUCGAGAUCGUGGGUCGGGCGUCAUUCGAGUGGAAGCAGCGGCUCUGCGAGGCAGCAAGAGGGAUGUUCCAUUGUGGACAGCGUUCAUCACCAAGUAUGCGAGCGACCCAGACUGGGCCGCUUUCGAACGCGGUGUCGUGAGCUUGGCCGCCUUUCGCCCGCCUCCCUAUGUCUUCGUUGCACACUACGAACCGCCUCGCGACGUUUUCGGUCAUUAUGUCCUGCCAUUCACGACAGACAAUGAUGCGGUAAUGUUCACACAGAUAUGGGCACAGAUUUGUAGCUCCUACGGCCGGCGGCUUUGA